CCUUUAUAAAAUGACCCCUCCACUUCUCAAAAUUCCUCUCUUUUCUCCCUUCUCUUCUCAGCUCCUCCUCUCCAUUAGAUCUUCAAAACCCAUUAAGGGUUUGUUUCCUACUGAUUAUCUGUUCAGUUUCUUUCAAAAUUUAUGCUUUUUUUGUUGCUCACUUUAUAGUUUUUUGUUGGUAGUGUGAUAAUCUUGAUUUUCAGAUUAUUGCUUUUACUGGGUUGUUGUAAUUCUCAAAGUUAAGAUGCAACAAGAUCAUCAUCACAAAAAGAAUACCAAAGAAGUGGAGUUUUUUACAGAGUAUGGAGAUGCAACUAGGUAUAAAAUUCUGGAAGUAAUCGGGAAGGGAAGUUAUGGAGUUGUAUGUGCUGCUAUCGACACCCAUACCGGAGAAAAAGUGGCAAUAAAGAAAAUAACUGAUAUUUUCGAGCACACGUCUGAUGCAAUUCGAAUUUUGCGUGAAAUUAAAUUGCUUAGACUUUUAAGGCAUCCUGAUAUCGUGGACAUUAAGCGAAUCAUGUUACCACCUUCAAGACGAGACUUCAGAGAUAUUUACGUUGUUUUUGAGCUUAUGGAAUCUGAUCUUCACCAUGUCAUUAAAGCUAAUGAUGACUUGACACAUGAACACCAUCGCUUUUUCCUAUAUCAGAUGCUACGGGCACUGAAGUAUAUGCACACAGCAAAUGUCUACCAUCGAGAUCUUAAGCCAAAAAACAUAUUGGCAAAUGCAAAUUGUAAACUCAAAAUAUGUGACCUUGGAUUGGCAAGGGUUGCAUUCAGUGAUACUCCAACCACAGUACUUUGGACGGAUUAUGUUGCUACAAGGUGGUACAGGGCUCCUGAAUUAUGUGGAUCUUUCUUUUCCAAGUAUACACCUGCUAUUGAUAUUUGGAGUAUUGGCUGCAUUUUCGCAGAGGUACUAACAGGAAAACCAUUGUUCCCCGGAAAAAGUAUUGUUCAUCAGUUAGAUUUGAUGACUGAUCUUCUUGGUACGCCGCCAGCUGAUACAAUAUCUGGGGUUCGUAAUGAGAAGGCAAGAAAGUAUUUGAAUAGCAUGCGGAAAAAGAACCCAGUUCCUUUUACUGAGAAAUUUCCAGAUGCAGAUCCGUUGGUGCUCCUACUAUUGCAGAGGUUGUUAGCAUUUGAUCCAAAGGACCGACCAACUGCUGAAGAGGCUUUAUCCGAUCCUUAUUUCAAGGGACUGGCCAAGAUUGAGAGGGAACCUUCUUGUCGACCAAUCUCGAAUCUGGAAUUUGAAUUUGAGAAGCGAAGGGUAACAAAGGAGGAUAUUAAGGAACUAAUUUAUCGAGAGAUAUUGGAAUAUCAUCCUCAACUUCAGAAGGAUUACAUAGCUGGAAAUGAUGGCACCAACUUUCUCUAUCCUAGUGCAAGUGGUCAGUUCAGAAGGCAAUUUGCUUAUCUUGAGGAAAAUAGUGGUAAAAGUGGGCCAGUUAUUCCUCUUGGUAGAAAGCAUGUCUCUCUCCCACG
Nicotiana tabacum (common tobacco) is the source of this 1488-nucleotide messenger RNA. The record is from RefSeq and is a predicted model, not a curated record. NCBI's taxonomy places the organism in Eukaryota, Viridiplantae, Streptophyta, Magnoliopsida, Solanales, Solanaceae.